This is a messenger RNA of Salarias fasciatus (jewelled blenny), 5083 nucleotides long. RefSeq names its product PCF11 cleavage and polyadenylation factor subunit (gene pcf11). Gene Ontology annotation, cellular component: cytoplasm; mRNA cleavage factor complex. Gene Ontology annotation, biological process: termination of RNA polymerase II transcription; mRNA 3'-end processing. The record is from RefSeq and is a predicted model, not a curated record. Gene Ontology annotation, molecular function: mRNA binding; ubiquitin binding; RNA polymerase II complex binding. The coding region runs from base 213 to 4880 and encodes 1555 amino acids. NCBI's taxonomy places the organism in Eukaryota, Metazoa, Chordata, Actinopteri, Blenniiformes, Blenniidae. The transcript is spliced from 17 exons.
UCGAGCUCGCCAUUUUGUUGAGACCGCGAGCGCAUAAGGAACGGCGCAGACGGCUGGAUUCAUAAAACAUUAACGCUUCUCCGAACGGCGCCGCUUUAACCUCCCCGCAGCCCCCGGCGGAACCGCUAGCCGGAUGAGUGCACGGACUGCCCGCCGCUCGGCCGCCAUGGUUUCGCUGCCGUGAGGUUUGUCCGGGUCGCAGAGCUCUAAAGAUGGAGGACAGCACGGCCCGGGAAGACGCCUGCCGGGAGUACCAGUCCUCUCUGGAAGACCUGACGUUCAACAGCAAGCCGCACAUCAACAUGCUCACCAUCCUGGCCGAGGAGAACGUCACCUUCGCCAAGGAUAUCGUCGCAAUUAUCGAAGCCCAGAUCAGCAAGGCCCAACCCGCAGAGAAGCUCCCGGUUUUGUACUUAGUGGAUUCCAUAGUGAAGAAUGUUGGAGGAGAGUUCCUUGCAGUGUUUGCUAAAAACCUAAUCACUUCAUUUAUAUGUGUCUUUGAAAAGGUGGACGAAAACACUCGAAAGAGUCUGUUCAAGCUGCGCUCCACGUGGGACGAUGUGUUCCCGCUCAAGAAGCUGUACGCGCUGGACGUGCGGGUCAACUCGCUGGACCCGGCGUGGCCCAUCAAGCCACUGCCGCCCACCGUCAACGCCAACGCCAGCAUCCACGUCAACCCCAAGUUCUUAAAGCAGUCUGAUGAGGCGUCCUCGCCCCAGCCUGCGCCCGCCCAGCCAGCGGCGCCCGUGCCUCCGGCGCCCGUGCCACCGCCCGCCGUCAGCCCGUCCUGCCUGACGCAGGAGCAGCUGAUCCGCCAGCAGCUGCUGGCCAAACAGAAGCAGCUGCUGGAGCUGCAGCAGAAGAAGAUCGAGCUGGAGUUGGAGCAGACCAAAGCUCAGCUGGCGGGCGGCUUCGUGCUACCAACCACGAUGUCCGCCACCGCUCCUACAGCCAGCCCGCCGGUGCCCAGCACGCCGGCCAAAGCCAUCAGCAAACCCCCCCCUGUGAUCCGGCCCUGGAUCCCCCCUCAGACCCAGACCGACAGCAAGCCGUCCACCAGAGACCCCCGUCUGAACCGCAGCGCCCCGCCUGCCCCCCAGCCCAAAGAGGUGUCUGCUGGGAAAAAGGAAAAGCACCCGGCGCCGAGUCCGGCCGUCACUCCGGAGAAAAAGGUGCUGGAGAAAUCCCCCCGGCCGGACAAGACCAAGAUCCCGAGGAAGGACGUGGCCGAGGAGAAGCCCGCCUCCAAAUCCCCGUCCCCCAUGGCCAAAAGUGUCCCGAGCAAACCCCGCCCACCAGAGGUGGAGGCUCAGAAAGCCACGGAUGGCACGAAGAAAGACCCCCGCCUGAAGAAACGUGCGCAGGAUCGGCCUGGAGACGACGAGCAGAAGGAGAAGAAACGCUGCGGAGACAAGAAGGAGCGCGAGGAACCGCCGCGCAGCGCCAGCAAGAGCAAGCUGCUGAAUGGCGCCGUGGCCAAACAUGAGCGUGAGGAUGACGCCAUCAGCAAGCCCGAAUUCAAAGUCGGAGGCAACGCCCGCACGCACUCCCGCAAACGCACCCGCUCGCGGUCCAGGUCACGCUCCCCCACCUCCUCCCCGAAGAGGAAGGACCGGCGCUCGCCCAAGAGCCGCACGCGCAGCAACUCGCCCUCGCCGUCGCACAAAGCCAGCAAGCCGCGGAGGGUCCGAGCGGAUGAGCCGCCGCACGGAAAGCCCGGCCGGGACGAUCGGCCCGCCCCCAAGAAGAGCCAGUCGGACAGCAGGAGGUCCAAGAGGCCGGCGGAGGAGCGGCACGCCGAGUCCCGAGACCAGCACGGCCCGCGCGGCCACGACGGCGGAGGGAAGGAGCUGAAGGACGCGCCGCACCGCUGGAGGAGCGGCUGGGAGGAGAACAAGCACGCCAAGCCGUCGGAGGAGCCUCACAUGAAGUCCGGACCUCCGAGGCACAAACCGUACAGCACCCCCAGCCGCCCCACCAAUCCCCGCACGCCCAAGCACCGCCUCAGUGUGGACGCCAACCUCCAGAUCCCCGAUGUUCUCAACUCCGCCUCCAAGAAGGACCUGCUGAGGAGGGCGAGCAAGCGUCUGGAGAGCGGCGAGAUCUCCCAGGAGGACUUCCUGAACAUGGCCCACAAGAUCAAACACUUCUUCCAGUAUCAGGAGCAGCAGCGCACCGAGGGCUGGGAGCAGCCCGCCGACUUCAAGAAGCAGCCGCUACUCGGCACGCCCGCCGCGCACGCACGUCCGCACGACAACAUGAACCCGGCCGAGCUGUCGUACUACGAGCACAAGUCCAAGCUGAGGAAGACGCAGGUGAACCACCGAACACCAGGCGAGGACUGGGAGGGCGGGGAGAUUCUGGAGGAGGGCGAGGGACUGGGCAAGAGCGACAAAAUGCAGAAAUACGGCCGGCCACCACGGGACCGAGCAGGGGAACGGCGGAGCAAAGAGCGCGAGGACUCCCGGCCGCCGCUCGCUCCCAUGAUCGAGGAAUAUAACCACGGCAAAGAGUUCCCCACCCUCAAGUCUCUGCCCGGCCUGCGCUUCAGGAGGAGGGCCGACCCCCGAGAGUCCAGUGAGCGGGAGUGGAACUCGCCGCUGACGGAGCGCCAGCACUACGAGAACCGCGACGAGCACAAGAGCAGCUACGACACGCCGCGGCGGUACGACUCGAGACACGGCGACCCCCGCAGGCCUGAAGGCCCGCCCUCAUCCGGCUCUGUGGCACCCAGGAGCUGCCCCAGCCCGGUGGGCCAGGAGGCCCCGCCCCCUUGCUAUGAACGGGAGAGGCUGUCUCCUCUGCACCAGAAGGACUCGGCGGACAUGAGCCCUAUCCCGCGCUUUGAAAGCCCCAACAGCGAGCACUCGGACGACGGACCCCUGAACUUAGACGCCGCCCCUCCCCCACCCCACAAGUCCAUCCUCAAAGGGCUGCCGCGCGGGGGGCCGCUGUCCUCCGUCCACCCGCACAGUGACUCUCCGGGACACACGCCCCCUCACGACGGGGGCCACGCCCCCUUGCGUUACAAUGGCCCGGGACACAUGGGCCCCUCCAGACCGCAGCCGCCGGGGUGGUUUGAAGGUGGGGGCCCCGGGCGCUACGAUGAGGGGCAGUUUGACGGACCCCAACACGCCGGUCCCAGCAGGUUCGAUGGGCCCGCACCCUCCCACAUGCCGGACAGGGCGGAGGGCCCCGGGCAGUGUGACGGGCCCCACAUGGCCCACGGACCAAUGAGAGGCGGAGACGGCAUGAGGAGGUUUGACGGGCCCGGUCAAGGACCGGGCAGGUUUGUUGGCCAAAUGGGUCAACAGCCCCCUGUGAGGUUCGAGUCCCAGGGACCAACACAGGGCCACUUAGAGGCCCCCAUGCAGCGCUUUGACGCACCCCGCCACUUUAACAACAUGGGCCCCGGCUCCGGAUCCAUGGGCUUCCAGCAGCGGCCCCUGUGCUUUGAUGUGCCCUCAAAUCAGAUGGGCCCCAUGAGGUUCGAUGGGCCCGGGCGCUUCGAAGGGCCCAACCAAUCAGGUCCCAGGUAUGAUAUGCCUAUUCAGGGUGGGCACCCGCGCUUUGAGUACGCCCCCGGCCAGCAGGGCCCUCCCAGGUUUGCCCCCCAACACAACAUGCAGCCCCCCAUGAGGCCAAUAGCCCCGGUCAUCUACGACAACCCCAUAGCCCCCCAGCAGAACUUCCCCAUGGGCCCCCAGCGCUUCCCCGAGCCCAUGAACCCGCAGUUCCCCACAGGGCCGAUGACGUUCCCCGCACAACAGACGGGGAACUUCAACAUGCAGCCGGGCCCAGGGUUCAACCAGGCCGCCCCGGGGUCCUUCUAUAACCCCGCGGCCCCCGCUGUGGGCCUCCAGCAGCCGGUGAGCCUGAUGGGAACCAUCAACCAGCCCUUCCUGCCUCAGAACGCAGUGCCUUUCGGACAGACUCCGCAGGUCGUCCCUACAGAAAACCACUUCGGCCAGGUGGACGUCAACGACCUGCUGUCCAAACUCAUCUCCAAUGGCAUCAUCAAACCGUCGCAGCCCGACGCGGCGCCAUCUGCCGGCGCCGAGUCGUCUGCGGCUCCGGCGGCUGCUCCUCAGGCGGAGGAGGAUGAAGAAGAAGAGCAAGAGGUGGAGGAGGACGACAUCCCCGACCUCACCGGCUUCAAUAUCGACGACAUGAAACAGCGCCACGAGAGCGUGGUGACCAAGCUGUACUCAGGGAACCAGUGCUGCCUGUGCAGCAUGCGCUUCACCACCACUCAGACCGACUUGUAUGCCGACCAUCUGGACUGGCACUUCAGACAGAACCACGCCGGCAAGGUCGCCAGCAAGAAGGUGACGCACCGGCGCUGGUACUACAGCCUGACGGACUGGAUCGAGUUCGAGGAGAUCGCCGACCUGGAGGAGCGGGCCAAGAGCCAGUUCUUCGAGAAGGAGAACGAGGAGGUGGUGCAGAAGAGCCAGGCGGCGGCCAAGGAGAAGGAGUUCCAGAGCGUCCGGGCCGCCAAAGACCAAGUGGGCGAGCUGUGUGAAAUCUGCCAGGAACCGUUUGAGACGUACUGGGUGGAGGAGGAGGAGGACUGGUUCCUGAAGAACGCCAUCCGGGUCGACGACAAGAACUUCCAUCCCUCGUGUUUCGAGGAUUAUAAAAACACUUCCUCGUAUCUCGACGUCACGCCGUCUCCAAACAAGCUGCUCACGGACCACCCGCUGAGCGCCUUCACGAACACAGAGCAGGGCGAGGAGGAGGAGGAGGGCGGGGCCUCCAGUGCCGUGGACGCCGUGUCGGUAAAACAGGAAGAGGAGGAGCCGGCGGAGCCGCCCAAGGUCAAGGAGGAGAAGGCGGAGGAGGUGGCUUGCUCGGUGAAGGAAGAACAAGCGUCCUGAAAGGCUUCAGGUGUAGACGCCCCCCUCCCCACCCUCGUCCGGCUCCACCUGCAGAGGACUGCCCCCCCUCUGCGACCCACCCACUUGAAUACAUUUUUGUAUUUGGAUCGAUUGCGACCGAUUGAGGUCUUUGUGAAGAUGAUGAGAUUCUUUGGUUUGCUAAAAGCUGUAAAUGAUUUAAUUUAUGAAUUAAAGUAUUUUUU